Molecule: messenger RNA, 714 nt
Organism: Symbiodinium natans
Lineage: Eukaryota; Dinophyceae; Suessiales; Symbiodiniaceae
Source: the annotation of a GenBank genome assembly
AUGGAUAUUCCCGUGACACCAGGGCACCCGUUUGGGGGGAAGUUCCAGAUGCCUUUUGUCCUGCAGGUGCUGCUUGCAAACCACCAGACCGAAGCAGAUCCGCAGGUGCUGUCCCUUCUAUUGGAGAAAGAAGGAUGCGAAGAAGUGGCCGAGAAGUGUAUCUUCGUUGCGGGGCACAAGGUGACCACCGACCGCCUCGCGAUACCUUUCAGCCAGGGACGGUACUUGCUGUCGAUUUACUCCAAGAAGUACUUGGACGAGGGCACUGAGGAGGAACAAGAGGCCAAGGCCGAACGCAACAAGAAGACUGUGUCGGAGAUGCAGCGUCUGAUGAAGGAAGGAGGCCACAUCUUCUGGGUCGCGCCAUCGGGCGGCCGUGACCGAAGGCGACCCGAGACGGGUCGUUUCGGCCCAGCAGAGUUUGACCAGGCCUCCGUGGGCCUCUUCUCGCUUCUGGCACAGAAGGCUGCACGCGGUGGAGGCCCGACCACACACUUCUUCCCUUUGGCGAUGUGGACGCACAGGCUGGUCCCACCCCCAGAAGAUGCCAAAGCUGGAGUUGGAGAGGCACGUAGCGCCGCGAGAGCUCCGGUGGGCCUGUCCUUCGGAGAGGCCAUGGAUCCAAAAAAGGAGGGCGGGCGGAAGAAGUUUCCAGCAGCCGUGGAGAAGCGUGUCAACGACCUGUAUGACUCCUUGGACUCCCAUAUGCCCUGA